Molecule: messenger RNA, 5049 nt
Organism: Diuraphis noxia (Russian wheat aphid)
Lineage: Eukaryota; Metazoa; Arthropoda; Insecta; Hemiptera; Aphididae
Biological process (GO): regulation of transcription by RNA polymerase II
Cellular component (GO): nucleus
Molecular function (GO): DNA-binding transcription factor activity, RNA polymerase II-specific; RNA polymerase II transcription regulatory region sequence-specific DNA binding
Source: RefSeq, a predicted model, not a curated record
UAUUAUCGAAAAGAUGAUGCUAUAUACUAUAUAGUACUAUGUUUAUUUUUUCUAAAAAAAAAAUAAUAAUACAAUUAUUAAAUGUGUUUAGUAUAAAUUAUUUUUGGCCACCAAUAUUAUCCUCUUAAGUAUUUAAAUGGUUUCCCGGUAAAAUCUCACAGCUACCAUUUAAAUGAAGAGGAUUAAAUUGGUGGUCAAAAUAAGUAAUACUUACAAACAAAAUGACAGAACACCUUGCAAAAACAUCAGUGAUUCAAAAUGAAUCGUUUCAAAAUCCAAUUGAGUCCAGGCAUAUUGAAAUGGAUAAAAUUGAAGUGGAAACUAUCUUUCCAGUAGAAUAUAUAUGUUAUAAAUGUAAGGCAGUAUACUACAAACGUACACACAUAGAAAGACAUUUAAAAUUAUCUUGUUGCUCAGAGAAAUGUAUAGUUACUGAUAAAGUAGUUCCUAUUAUUAAGAAAUUACCCGGUUUGUCAAAAAAUGAAUCUUAUUUUAAAUAUAAACAUCACCAGUGUGAACUGUGUUCAAAAUCUUUUACAAACAAGACAAAAUUAAUCCAACAUAUACAGACACAUAGUGGGGUAAAACCAUUUCGUUGUGAAACUUGCUAUAGAGGUUUUUCUAAUUUUUACAGCUUGAAAAAUCAUGUAAAAACUCAUACUGGCAUAAAACCUUAUAGAUGUGACAUUUGUCAUAAAGCUUUUUCUCAUUCACAUAUUUUAAUAAAUCAUAAAAGAACUCAUACCGGAGAGAAACCAUUUAAAUGUGAGUUUUGUCAAAAAGUUUUUGCAACAUCUGGAACGUUAGUGGCACACAUACGUACACAUACAGGUGAACAGCCAUAUAAAUGUGAUGUAUGUCAAAAAAUGUUUACCCUAUCAAGCAGUUUAAAUUCACACAAGAGAACGCAUACAGGUGAAAAACCUCAUAAAUGUAUUUUUUGUUCAAAAGCAUUUGUGAAGAGUGGUGACUUAGAGCGGCAUUUGCGAACUCAUACAGGUGUAAAACCGUUUCAUUGCGAUAUGUGUGAUAAAUCUUUUACACAGUCSUCUGGGUUGAUCAUACACAAAAGAAAACACACAGGUGAAAGACCAUUUGCAUGUGAUACGUGCGAACGAUCGUUUACUAACUCGGCUAGUUUAAUUGCACAUAAGCGAACUCAUACAGGAGAAAUACCUCAUAUGCCUCUACAUGUCCUAAAUGCACAACAGAUUUCAAAUACUCAAAACACCAUGCAGAAAAAUAUUUUUUCAGAAAUACCUACAACGUCUACGACAGGUUUAUGGGAGACAAGUGUUCCAACACCUUCAGUUGGAGAUUUUAGUUACAGUUGGUCAAAUUGGUUUCAAAGUGAAAYGGAUCCUAAUAGCACUAAAGAUCCAAUUCAAAGUAAUAAUGAACUUACAGUACCAUUUAUUCAGCCUGUGUUUAAUGGAAGAGAAAAUAUUGGUAUUAUGAAUACAAUAAACAGUGUAAGUAUUUCAUCGGACAAUAAUGUUGUUCCUAUCAAAAGACCCGAAGGUCGGUGGUUAGACUGUGAUGUAUGUCAUAAGACUUUUCCUUAUUCAUCUAGGCAUAAGCUGAUUGAACACAAACGUACACAUACACGUGAAAAACCAUUUAAAUGCUAUAUAUGUCAAAAAUCAUUUUCGUUGUCUAGUACCUUGAUCGUGCAUAAAAGAAUGCAUACUGGAGAAAGGCCAUUCAAAUGCGACGUAUGCCCAAAAGCAUUUGCUCAAAAAUCUAAGCUAAACAUACACAAAAGGAUUCAUACCGGUGUUAAACCAUUUCAUUGUGAUUUAUGUCAAAAAACGUUUGCUCAUUCGUCUAAUCUAGCAGACCAUAAGAAAACUCACACUCAAGAAAGGCCAUAUAAAUGUGAUAUUUGCUAUAAAUCGUUCACUCUAGCAAACAGUUUACGGAAACAUAAAAUAUUACACACAGGUUACAAACCAUAUGUAUGUGAAAUAUGCCAAAAAGCGUUUGCCAAAAAAGGUAGUUUGGAACGUCACAAGGGUACACACGCUGGUGUACCGCAAUGGACUAAACCAUUUACAAAUGGUGCAAAAGAAAAGCUAAUGAAUAACACMGAUAAGCCUUUUAAAUGCCAUAUUUGUUUCAAAUCGUUCGCUAGUAUAAACGGAAUGACUAGACAUACGGCUAAACAUAAUGGAGAAAAUCAGUUUCAGUGUGAAAUUUGUAACAAGAUUUUUACAGGUUUAUCUGUACUAGCUAGACACAAACGAAUACAUACGGGAGAAAAACCAUUUCAGUGCGACUAUUGCCACAAGGCGUUUGCUUAUUCAUCAAUACUAGUAUCUCACCGACGCACUCACACCGGGGAGAAACCUUACCAGUGUGAUAUUUGUCCCAAAGCGUACACUCAAUCCUCUAGUUUAAUAGUUCAUAAGCGAACCCAUUGGAACCACCAUCAACAACCAAUUAACUCGAUCGAACAUCCAACAACUGUACCACUAGCUCAACCAAGGACAACAAAUCAUUACGGAUUGCCAAAUGCAUCUGAGGCAGACGACUACACUGACAAUUGGUCGAGCUGGUAUCCUAGCGAGCCUGAUAUACCUCUUGUCACRAAUGAACUGCCUACCGAAGAGUCAUCCAUACCAAACACUGUGUGUGCCCACUUACCAGUACAAACCGCACUCAACGGCCUAAAUGAGAAAAUAGACGUUAUCAUGUUGCCGCAGAAGUUCAAGUGUGCCAAGUGUAAAGAAGCUUAUGACGAAAGUUCUAUGUUAUUGAAACACAUCAGGGAAGUGCACAGACUUGGCACAGUCAAAGUGAAAAAUACGUCMUCUGUAAAAGUCRACGACGUGGUCAAGCAGAAAAAGAAACGUGGCGAACGUCAACAAUUGGAAUGCGACAUUUGCCAGCGGCCGUUCAAUGACUCGUACAAACUAAAAGUGCACCGGCGCACACACACCCGGGAGAAGCCGUUCAAAUGCGACACGUGUGACAAGUCGUUCAUCGACUCUUGCAACCUGAAGGAACAUCAAAAGGUGCACACCGGUGAGAAGCUGUUCGAAUGCGAUAUAUGCCAGAAAACUUUUUUGCAGCUGGGCACGUUGACCACGCACCGGCGCACGCACACCGGCGAGAAACCGUACAGCUGUGACGUGUGCCACAUGACUUUCGCGUUGCUGAGCAGCAUGAAGACGCACAAGCGGCGCGCACACACCGGCGAGAAGCCGCACAAGUGCGAUUUCUGCCAGAAGGCAUUCGUCAAGCGCAACGACAUGGUUCGGCACCGGAGAACGCACACGGGCGAACGGCCGUUCGUGUGCGACAUUUGCCAUCAGUCGUUCACCCAGUCGUACGUGCUGGUACUGCACAAGAGAAACCACCAUUCGGGCGGCGGGACCGGCCAAGUCGCGCCGACGACAACGAACAAGCGACCAGCCGCACCGCCCAGAGACAAACCGUUCAUGUGCGGAGUGUGCCAUAAGUCCUUCGGCAGCCAGUCGACGUUGAACACGCACAACCGGACGCAUACGGGCGAAAAACCGUUCCACUGCGACGAGUGUGGCAAGUCGUUUACGCAGUCGUCCGGUCUAGUCGCCCAUCGGGCCGCCCACCACGCAGCGAACAUGCCACUGUUCAUAGACGCGAACGCGCUCGACACCAGCCAAAAUAGACUUCAGUUCGCCGCGGCCACGGACGUACACAGAAUACCUCAGUACGCCGGUGACAGGCCGUGCGAGUGUGCYGUGUGCCAGUCCUCGUUUGGCCACCCUUUUCCCGCCCUGAACCAGCACUUUGACCAUCCCGUCGCAGUCGCUGUAGUGAUGUCCAACAGCAACAUGUAUUACGGUUAAGAUUGAAGACUCAUCUCACACACGCCGGUCCGGUCUUAGCGAUAUGUCAGCUAUAAGUUUCGACCUGUUCGAUCGGCUUGUUUGAAGUUAAACUGGUCGCCAAGAACGUGUGAAUGGAUCUUAGAGUGUCGAGGUCGACUAAAUGACAAAAAGAAAAUUAUAAUAGUUUAGAUAAUUAUUUGGGGUGAAAAUGUAAGCAAUAAAAUGUCUAUAGAUAUUUGGCAACUGAAGUGGCCACCAUGUAUGCGUGUGUAUACAAUAUUCGAUAACUAGAUUUUUCAAUAUUUUAUUAUUUAUUAAAAAAAAUAAGAAGACCAUAGGCGUGUCCAGACCUCAUUCGCAGGUCAUGCACAACAGUGGCAUAUCUAGGGGAUGGGGAAACUGCCAAUCCUCCUCCCCCCUUAAAAAAAAAAAUAAAAAAAUAGGGGAUAUGACCCUGAAUCAUAAAUAUGACGAAAAACAAAAAACUUAAUAUGAAAUUAGAAAUUGAGAAAAAAAGGUUCAUAUUAUGCAUCAAAAUGUGCAAUGUAAGUUAGAUCAAAUUUACAGGUCAUGUCUGUGCAUGGCAGGCAUGACCCGUGGGGCCGUGGACACUCUUAUGAAGAAGACUAAAUUAAAUAUUUACUUCGACUGCUGUGCCAAGUUAGUAGGCACUAGGUUUGAAAAAUUAAUUUCUGAAAACCAUUUUCAAAACUAAUAUUGAACCUUGGUGAAGUUUAGAAUGAGUUAUUUYCGACCAAUACCUACUGAAACGCCGUUGUAGWGCAUUUUAGAAACGAAGAUUUUAUAUUUUUAAAACUGAAUGUCUUCUUCCUUCAAGUUGUUCACCAUUUCUUAUUUAUAUAUUUAUUUUAGAUAUACAUUUUUAUACAUGUUAUUAUUUUAUCUUAUACUAAUAUACAUAUCUAUGAGGCAGUGACGCAACUGGGGGGGGGGCUUAGCCUCCUCACAAAUAUCUUCUUUUUGUUCAGAAUCUAAAAUUUGUUUUGAUUGUAUGUAGGGGGAUGGGAUGGUCUCCUAUGGGAUAUUUUAAGUUCAUAGUUUUGUUAGGCGGGCUGUAUCCUCCCCCUAGAUUUGUAACCCUAGUUGCGCCUAUGCUAUGAGGUAAUAUAUGUACUUGUAAGUUGUAAUAUAUACAUUGUCAUUUGUCCAUUGUUCACUAUACACAGUAUGUAUUUAAAAUAUUUUAUACAAAAAUAUAUAAUAUAUUUAUAUA